CACUCCCCCGCUCCACACCUCCUCCUCCUCGCCGCCGCCGCCGCCGCAUGGCGGUGCUCCUCGCGCUCCUGGUCGCGCUGGCGCCGGCGCUGGCCGCGUCGCAGGCGCCGGCCGUCAGCCCGCCGCCGACGUGGGCGUUCCCCAACCCGCGCCUCCGCCAGGCGUACGUCGCGCUCCAGACGUGGAGGCGCACGGCCAUCUUCUCCGACCCGGCCAACUUCACCGCCGACUGGGUCGGCCCCGACGUCUGCGCCUACACCGGCGUGUACUGCGCGCCGCACCCGACCGACGGCCGCGUGCGCGUCGUCGCCGGCCUCGACCUCAACCACGCCGACAUCGCCGGGUACAUCCCGGCGUCGCUGCCGGAGGGGCUCCCCGACCUCGCGCUGCUCCACCUCAACUCCAACCGCUUCUGCGGCGUGCUGCCCGACACCUUCCUCCACCUCAGGCUGCUCCACGAGCUCGACAUCAGCAACAACCGCUUCGUCGGCGGCUUCCCGGAGGUGGUGCUCUCGCUGCCGUCGCUCAGGUACCUCGACCUCAGGUUCAACGACUUCGAGGGGGCCAUCCCGCCGGCGCUGUUCGACCGCCCGCUCGACGCCAUCUUCCUCAACUCCAACCGCCUCACGCGGCCCAUCCCGGCGAAUCUUGGCAACUCGCCGGCGUCCGUCGUCGUCCUCGCGCACAACAGCCUCGGUGGUUGCAUCCCGCCGUCCAUCGGGAGGAUGGCCGAGACGCUCAACGAGAUCGUGCUCAUCGACGACGAGCUCACCGGAUGCGUCCCGCCUCAGGUCGGCCUGCUCAGGAAGGUGACGGUGUUCGACGUCAGCGGCAACCACCUCCAGGGCCCGCUUCCGGGGAGUGUCGCCGGCUUGGCCGCCGUCGAGCAGCUCAACGUCGCCGGGAACCUCCUCGAGGGGCCGGUGCCGGCGGGCGUCUGCGGGCUGCAGAGCCUCAAGAACUUCACCUACGAGGACAACUUCUUCUCUUCGCGGCCGGGGUGCUCGGCGGCGACCGCCGACGGCCGGUGGAACUGCAUCCCUGGUGCUCCGGCUCAGCGACCGCCGGCGCAGUGCGCCGCCGCGGCUGCCCACCCGUUCGACUGCAGCAAGGCGCAAUGCCAGGCAGCGCCGCCGCCAACUCGGCGCCCAGGAGGCCGCACGCCGCCUUCUCCUCAUGGAUCGCCAUUGCCACACCACAUGCCUCCGAGAAGGACGCCGCCGAGCUCGCACACCCCAUCUCACCCGUCGCCGCCGGGGACCUACGGUCCACCACUCAUGCCGCCGCCGCCGCCAACCUACAGCGAGAGCCCCAAAUCCUCAAUGCCGCCAUCAACGGCGCCACCGUCGGACAGCUCUCCUCCAUCCCCCAGCUACCAGCCGCCGUCCUCGUCGACACCUCCCGGCCAACCCAUGGCCUCGCCGCCCACAGAGCACCCGGGCUACGUGCUGCCGCCGCUCACGCCGCCUCCCAGCUCACCAGCACCGCCGACAACGCCAAGCCACCACCCUCCCGUCCCGGGAACGCCAUCGUCGCCGCCAAGCUCCUCUUGGUCAACACCACCACCGCCACCUCAAGGCGGGAAGCUGCCGUUCCCGCCGGUGCACGGCGUGGCAUACUCGUCGCCGCCGCCGCCGCCAGCCGCGGAUCCCGCAGCAGGAGGGAAGCUGCCGUUCCCGCCGGUGUACGGGGUGUCAUACUCGUCGCCACCGCCGCCGUCGUCGUCGAAGCCAUACAACUAGGUAGCUCUCGCGCCGUUUCGACCGGUCGCCGCCUCCGCGGCCGGUCGCCGUCGUGGUUAAAUCCACCAGUACAUCUUUCACUGUAGCUGCGCCUUUGCCGGGCAUCACCACCGCCAUUAGUUUCCAUUUUUCUCUUUCUUUGAGGUUGUUUGGUCAGAUUGAAUUCAAAGGCUCUGUGGAUUCUUUCUUUCUCCGUCUCCUACUACCUUUUGAUGAUCUCUUUUUCUCCCCAUCUUUUUGAUGAUCUUUUCUUCCAUCACACAUCACCUGCUAAGAUUAGCAUUAGCUUUAGUCAGGGUGCUGGGACGCGACGGCGGAGCGGUCAAAUGGGCGGCGCCGGCGGCGGCAACGACGACGACGAAGCUGUGCACCCGGCCGACACCGUCACAUGAGGCAUUCCGUUCGUUCGAGAUGCUUCGGCAUUGUUACAGUUGCCGUAGCAGCAGCAGCAGCAGCUAGUGGGGGUGGUGGCCGGCGGCGGUUGGCCACCAUUUACUGCUCGAGCUCGAGGACAGGAGGAAGCCGGAGCCUCGUCGAGGACGGGGGCAGGAAUUUUUUUUUACCGUUAUUAAUUUACCUGUCUCGGGGUCGGGGCCGUGUACGUGUCACGUGACAGCGGGUCCAGUAAAAACGAAACCGCUCCAUGUUCACUUCUGCAGCGUAGGAGCUGACCGGAAAUCGUGUUUAUCGUUUU
This is a messenger RNA of Oryza brachyantha (malo sina), 2436 nucleotides long. RefSeq names its product leucine-rich repeat extensin-like protein 2. Bases 48 to 1742 code for a protein of 564 amino acids. The transcript has a single exon. The record is from RefSeq and is a predicted model, not a curated record. Lineage: Eukaryota; Viridiplantae; Streptophyta; Magnoliopsida; Poales; Poaceae. Gene Ontology annotation, molecular function: protein binding.